Messenger RNA from Salvelinus fontinalis (brook trout), 4954 nucleotides. Its product is annotated as glycerol-3-phosphate dehydrogenase, mitochondrial-like. Lineage: Eukaryota; Metazoa; Chordata; Actinopteri; Salmoniformes; Salmonidae. The record is from RefSeq and is a predicted model, not a curated record. Gene Ontology annotation, cellular component: mitochondrion; glycerol-3-phosphate dehydrogenase (FAD) complex. Gene Ontology annotation, molecular function: glycerol-3-phosphate dehydrogenase (quinone) activity; calcium ion binding. Gene Ontology annotation, biological process: glycerol-3-phosphate metabolic process.
GCACGGCUGGCGUACGUAGCGGCGGAGGGGGAGUUAAAGCAGCCCUUUAAAGAUGAGCUCCCAACCAGACAGGCUCAGCUCUCCACCCUGCAAGACACUGAGGAGUUUGACGUCCUUGUCGUAGGGGGAGGGGCCACGGGCUCCGGAUGUGCCUUAGACGCUGUCACACGCAACCUCAAGACUGCCCUGGUGGAGAGGAAUGAUUUCUCAUCGGGGACCAGCAGCCGGAGCACCAAGCUCAUCCACGGGGGAGUACGAUACCUCCAAAAGGCCAUCAUGAAGUUAGAUUACGAACAGUACAUGAUGGUGAAAGAGGCUCUCCACGAGCGCUCCAACCUGCUAAACAUCGCCCCUCAUCUGUCUGCCCCACUACCCAUCAUGCUCCCUGUUUACAAAUGGUGGCAGCUGCCAUACUACUGGGCUGGUAUAAAGAUGUACGACCUGGUAGCUGGAGGCCAGUGUCUGAAGAGCAGUUAUGUCCUCAGUAAGAACAAGGCUCUGGAACUCUUCCCCAUGCUGAAGAAAGACAAGCUGGUGGGAGCCAUCGUCUACUAUGAUGGACAGCAUAACGAUGCUCGUAUGAACCUGGCGAUCGCCCUGACAGCAGCCAGACAUGGUGCUGCCAUCGCUAACUACACAGAGGUGGUCCACCUGCUGAAGAAAGCAGACGCAGGGACGGGCAAGGAGAAGGUCUGUGGGGCGCGUUGCAGGGACGUUAUCACAGGAAAUGAAUUUGACGUCAAAGCCAAAUGUGUCAUUAACGCCACGGGACCGUUCACUGACUCUCUGAGGAAGAUGGACGACGGGAAAAACACUAAUAUCUGCCAGCCCAGUGCUGGGGUUCACAUAGUUAUCCCUGGUUAUUACAGUCCUGACAACAUGGGUCUCCUGGACCCGGCAACCAGCGACGGCCGUGUCAUCUUCUUCCUGCCCUGGGAGAAGAUGACCAUAGCCGGGACGACGGACACGCCCACUGACAUCACCGCCCACCCCAUCCCCAGGGAGGAAGACAUCAACUUCAUCCUGAACGAAGUCCGCAACUACCUCAGCCCUGAUGUAGAGGUGAGGAGAGGAGACGUCCUGGCAGCGUGGAGUGGGAUCCGUCCUCUGGUCACUGACCCCAACUCUAAAGACACCCAGUCCAUCUGCAGGAACCACAUAGUCAACGUCAGCGACAGCGGCCUGGUCACCAUUGCAGGUGGGAAGUGGACAACGUACCGCUCCAUGGCAGAGGAGACCCUGGACGCCGCGGUUGCAGCCCACAGGCUGGGGGGCGGGCCCAGUAAGACAGUGGGCCUGGUGCUGGAGGGGGGCCAAGACUGGAGCCCCACCUUGUACAUCCGACUGGUGCAGGACUACGGCCUGGAGAAUGAGGUUGCCCAGCACCUGGCGGCAACGUACGGGGGGAAAGCAUUCGACGUGGCCAAGAUGGCGCGGGUCACUGGGAAGAGGUGGCCCAUCGUAGGGAAUAGACUGGUCUCUGAAUUCCCUUACAUUGAGAGUGAGGUGAGGUAUGCUGUUAAGGAAUAUGCCUGUACGGCCAUCGAUGUGAUCGCCAGGCGCACACGGCUGGGUUUCCUCAACGUGCAGGCUGCUGAUGAGGCUCUGCCACGCAUCGUAGACAUCAUGGGCAAGAUGCUGGACUGGAGCGACAAAAAGAGGACGGAGGAGCUGGAAGCUGCUAAGAAGUUCCUGUACCUUGAGAUGGGCUACAGGUCCCGCUCUGAGCAGCUGACUGGGACCACAGAGAUCACCCUGGACACACAGGAAGUGGCAAAGUACACAAACCGGUUCCACAAGUUUGACAAAGACAGUAAAGGCUUCAUCACCACAGUGGACGUUCAGAGGGUCUUACAGAACAUCAGUGUCCAGAUUGAUGAGAACGCUCUCCAUGAAAUCCUCAACGAAGUGGACCUCAACAAGAAUGGACAGGUGGAGCUGAACGAGUUUUUACAGCUGAUGAGUGCUGUGAAGAAGGGCCAGGUUUCUGACAGCAGGUUGGCCAUCCUGAUGAAGACCGCUGAGGAGAGCCUGGAUCUGAGGGGACCUGUGACUGUGGACCGCAGUGGAGGAGGGGUGUGAGGGGAACCCAUCCGCACCACCACACCGUGCCACCACACCGCACCACCACACCGUACCACCACACCGUACCACCACACCGUACCACCACACCGUACCACCACACCGUACCACCACACCGCACCACCACACCGUACCACCACACCGUACCACCACACCGUGCCACCACACCGCACCACCACACCGUACCACCACACCGUACCACCACACCGUACCACCACACCGUACCACCACACCGUACCACCACACAUUACCACCACACAUUACCACCACACAUUACCACCACACAUUACCACCACACUGUACCACCACACUGUACCACCACACUGUACCACCACACCGCAACACCACACAUUACCACCACACCGUACCACCACACCGCACCACCACACAUUACCACCAUCGUACCACCACACCGUACCACCACACAUUACCACCACCGUACCACCACACUAACCAGAGCUGUGGUGCUAAGAAUGACGAUGAUGAAAGGGAUGAUUUGUAAAGAACAAGAGUACAAACUAGAUUUUUAUCCUAAAUAGAUCUAGGUGAGUAUGUGUCAACGCUGAGUGUUUUAUUGUGAAGUUGAGGCUAGAUUGGGGGGGCAGGUAGCCUAGUGGAGCGUUGGUCCAGUAACCGGAAGGUCAGUGUGUCCUUAAACAAGGCGUGUAAAUCGCUCUGGAUAAGAGAGUCUGCUAAAUGACUAAAAUAUAAAAUGUAGUUUGAUGUUAGACAUUUUUUAUAGUAAUUCUUUGUAUUGAUAUUUUCAUGGAGGGAGACAGGCACUAUCUGGACAGUUUUCCAUCACACUGGAUUCUCACUACUACAAAGUCAAUGGGUUUGACAAUCAGUGCCUCUGACAUAAAGCUGUAACUCACAGUUCAUACUGUCUUUAUAAUCUUAUCAAUGCUUCGCCUUAUAUGGCUUUGUAAUAUAGUUUAUUGUUAUAUUAUUCAGUCUUAUUUUUGUUAUCGGUGUCUUAUUGAUGUCCACAUUUCACUGGAACUGUACUUUGGAUGUGGUUCUUCUGCCCUUUCUCCAAUACAAGAACCAGUUCUGCCUGGUUCCACCUGGUUCCGCCUCGUUAGGGACAGCCGGCAUUACAGUACCAUGCAGUUUAUUCACACUCAGCUUAACGUUUCCACGUCUUCGUUUCUGACUUCAGCAUGUUACUUUACAUCACUGUUCCUCGCCGCAGUGCCAUUGUAUAUUUAAGCAAUAAGGCCCGAGGAGGUGUGGUAUAUGGCUAAUAUACCACGGCUAAGGGCUGUUCUUAUGCAUGACGCAACGCGAAGUGCCUGGAAACAGCCCUUAGCCGUGGUAUAUUGGUCAUAUAUCACAAACCCCCGAGGUGCCUUACUGCUAUUAUAAACUGGUUACCAACUUAAUUAGAGCAGUAAAAAUAAAUGUUUUGUCAUACCUGUGAUAUACCACGGUUGUCUGCCAAUCAGCAUUCAGGGCUUGAACCACCCAGUUUAUAAUGGCCAAUAUACCACUGCUAAGGGCUGUUAGUCACGACGCGAAGUGGAGUGCCUGGAUACAGCCCUUAGCUGUGCUAUAUUGGCUAUAUACCUCUAACCCAUGAGGUGCCUUAUUGCUUUAUAAACUGGUACAGAUAAGUUACCAACAUAAAAAGAACAGUGAACAAGGAUUUUUGUGUCAUACCGUUGGUAUAUUGUCUGAUAUACACACAGCUGAAAUGCUGUUUCAGCUAAUCAGCACACAGGACCAAACUAGCCGGUUUAUAAUAAGGCUUUUUUCCUGGCACACCGGUGACAACGACAUUUCUAUAUCUGCUGCCUGCUAGCUAGCAUACACUGGUCUAUCUAAUGCACCUUAAGUAACUGUCUCCAGCUUUAUCCUUACUGUUUUUAAAAUCAUGGCAGAAUGAAUGUUUUUCUACUACUGGUAUUGCUACGUCAUUAUAUAUAUUUUUUAAUUAAAGAUAUUUAUUCAUUGUAACGUUAUUCACUCCUUCCAUCUUCCAAUGACCUUGACAAGAUAGUUAGACGUAUGAGUGGUGGUGAGAUGUACGUCUCAUGCUGAGAGGAUUAACAGCACAAUCUGGAACUUUCAUUUCCAGUCGAAUGUGCUGCCGCUGCAUUGGUUUGUACACUGGAGGUAACCACAGUUACAUUUGCAGAGAGUUACAAAUUGUGCCUUUUUAAGUAUUGUAUGGAAAUGUCUCUUCACUGUCUGUAUCUGUCUGCAGUGCACCUGAGCUUGUACAGUAUUUGUACUAUUACUAAGUUAAUACUUGCAGUUCUGCUGAUUAUUUGCGGUUUUAGAGUGAAGCGGUUGAAGGGGAAUGUAUGAUCUGGGCCUUGCUUUCAAACACGGUAUGACGUCAUACGAAUUGAACCUAUUCCAACUCAUUCCUCUAUAUUUUACAUAUUUGAACUGUCUUAAUGUUGCAGUUAUUAUAAAGCAUGUAAAGAUACAUAUUCUAUAACCUUUUUAAAGAAAAUGUGUAUUUUACGAAUGGAUAAAAGGAACAUAACAUUUUUUGAUAGUGUUCUGACUGGUUCUUAAUAUUGGUCUUAGCAUGUUUGUAAUACAAUUUGCGUGUGUUCUUGUUUUGUCUAAAAAGGCUGAAAGAAUCAUUCUAGAGGUUUCCGCUAUGUACGCUUACUGUAACUGAAUCCAACCUUGUGUAUCAGAUUUUUGCCACAUGGGAGUUUUCAGUACAAUGCCUUGACAGCCAGGGCCAACUUUGUCUAUGUUUGCUUGUCUGCUUGGAUGAAAUUCCAGCCUUAUCCAGAUUGAAAGAGAUCCAUAGUCCUCUGUUUUCAAUAAACACUGGAAGUCGAUCUCAAAUGCUUUUCCGAGACACACUGCAAUUAUGUCAUUAAAUGUAUCUGGUUGCUAACAACAA